CACGCACAACGGUGCUACUCGUACUUUGGAGAGUUGUUUUUAUCUUUUCGACUGGGUGUUCCAGCAUCGCCUAAAUGAUUAGGCAUCCAGGGCCCACAAAGGAGCUGGGAAAUCUGUGGAGUUGCCUGAUGAAGUAUUAUCCUCUCCCUUAUACGUACUGGUGCUACACUAAGCAAUGGGAAAUCUUCUUUACAGUUACAGUAGAAUGGAGCACAACACCUCUUGUGGGCCGCUUGUCAGUGGGAAAUGCACCCACAUCCAAGCUAGUCCCAGAGAAAGCAAAAUCAGACUCACACUAUUUUGACUUGGCACAUCGCAACAUGGUACUCUGAGAGAUGCUAACAUUUUCUCAAGAUAGGGCAGCAAAACCCGCUGAAUGUUUAAGCAUUGCCACAAAACCGUCGAAAGACAAAACUGUCAAAAUACUCUUCAUACUUGGUGGUUUUUUGUGCCAAAGCUUCUUCUUCCUGGGCAUCGCGAGCAUCAAGCUGGAGGCGUGUAACCAACACUGCCGCGUGCAUAGUUUCGUUCUCACUGCUUUCCCUUUCUGUGAUCUAGCGUAUAUUCACAAGCUUGGCCAGUGUCCUGCCGAUUACAAGGGAACCGGCCAGAUCAUUUGUCUGCCCCAGUUGACAAAUAAUAGCAUAGUUUCUUCUGGCACUCGAGUAUGCCUGUUAAUGUUAAGCAGGCCCGGCUUAAUGACAAGCUGCUGGUUUCAAUCCUCCGGUAGUAAGCCAGCCUACAACACAAGAUUUCCAAGGAACGCCAAUCCAUCAAAUAUAUGAAAAAGUGAGGGAAUGUCGAUGACUUGCAACAGAUGUACAAUUAAUAGGAUAUGAUUACUCCAAAAAAAAAGGAUAUUACUAUUGGUAAAACAGGACCAAAGAUAUUCUAGAUUGCAAAACAUGUUUUUUUAAAUGGAUUCAAACCGUAACACCCUUGUUUCGGCUUUAUGAUUUUAUCUUGUUUUUCUUUGUCGCCUUGUUUUCUCUCGUUUAUCUUUGCUUUUAGUGCCUAUGCUUGGAUCAACUCCACCUUAUUUUCCCCAAUUGACAUACACCCAUUCCCUAGAUACCAUGUCACAAUAUUUCUCCCUCAUUUCCGCCACACUUAAAUGAUUUAUAUUGCCUCUGUACCUCCAGUUACAAAGCA
Molecule: messenger RNA, 1152 nt
Organism: Triticum aestivum (bread wheat)
Lineage: Eukaryota; Viridiplantae; Streptophyta; Magnoliopsida; Poales; Poaceae
Exons: 4
Coding region: 336-785 (149 amino acids)
Source: RefSeq, a predicted model, not a curated record